AUGGUCGAAACAAUUGCCCAGAGUUUUAGAGAUAGAUUGGAUAUAAAUGAACCAUUUGGUGAAAAACCUUUUGGUAUAUCUGAAUUGAGGGAUGCUAGCACACAACUGAGAGAUAAAACUGGAGAUGGAGGAGGUGUAUCGAGAGAAGGAAUUGGAAAAUUUAACCCUAUAUAUAUAUAUAUAUUGACAAAGCUGGAGGAAUUUUGUUCUAAAAUUAAAUUUGUGCGACUCAAAUGGACGCUGAAGCCUCUCUUAGAACAGAGCAGCCCUAGCUUGCCACAAGAUCUCAUCAUUGAAAUCCUUGUAAGACUUCCUGUGAAGUCCCUCUUACAGUUAAAGUGUGUUUCGAAAGACUGGCUUUCUUUAAUACCUAGCCAUGAAUUUGUUAAUACACAUCUUAGUUUUAAUUCUAAGGAUUGCACCCGCCAUAGGUUGAUGCUGCAAUUUAUGACUUAUCUUAAACAUUGUUCUGUUAGCCUUUUAUUUUCUGGGUUUUCUACUGAUUCAUUUGACUUGGAUAUUCCUACGAAAACUCCCGAUGAUCGUUUUGAUGUUGUGGGUUCUGUCAAUGGGUUGAUUUGUCUUUCCAUUGGGUUUAAAUGCUUGGUUCUGUGGAAUCCAUCAACUAGAAAAUUUAGGCAUGUACCUGAUAUUAUGAAUAUGCUUGCAUUGGAUUUUGUGUGUCAGUACAUGUAUGGUUUUGGAUAUGAUGAGGUUAAUGAUGAUUAUAAGGUAGUGGCUGUUUUCUCUGAACUGACUUGUGCAUGUGUCAGUAUAUAUAGUUUAAAGAAUGAUUCUUGGAGAAGACUUGAUGAUAUUCAAGGGCUGGUGGCGUACAAUCGUUGGCCUAAAUUGGUGAGUAGGAAGCUUCACUGGGUCAAUGUGGGUGAAGGUAGGACCAUCAUGUCUAUUGAUUUGGUUGAUGAGAAAUAUGGAAAGGUGGAGCAGCCCCUCUAUGAAGAAGGGCAGAAAUUUUUGAAGCUUGGAGUGUUGGGAAAUGAUUUUUCUGUUCUCUGUCAUUAUUACCUAAUUCGAGCUGAUGUGUGGGUUAUGAAGGAGUAUGGGGUUAAAGAGUCUGGGAUAAAACUGUAUACCUUCAAAUACCAUAAUGCCCCAGAGCCAGCUGCUUUUCCCACCCAUUUGCAUGUCAAGUAAAGUCUUGCGGUGGAAGCGGAACUCUACAUUGAAAGCCUGGUUUCUCCUAUUUUACAAAAUAAAUCAACAGCACAAACAUUGCAGGGUGCAAAAACCCAGGUGAACGACAGUUGUGUAGGUAACAACUUGUAAGACUUUUUGCGUGUUGUUCAAUUCUGCUUCUUUUGUCAAAUAUCGAACAAUAUAUUCCAUAUUUAAAGGCCAUCUUUACAAAACAUCUGCUUAAGUAUCUUGGUAAUCCUUUUUGUUGUUGCAUAUUUCCGAGGAACAACAACUUUUGCUAGAACAUUUUUGGUUGUAGUGUCUGGUGCUUCUGCAUUCUAAGUAAAUUACAUGGGACAUUCUCUCUCUUUUAAGCAGUGUUUUAAGGGUAUAUGUUGUUCCACUAUACAAAGUAAGACUAAGGCGAACUUGAUUGCUAAUAAUAAUUAGCUUAUAUAGUCCUUGGCAGGGUCGUUGUUUGAUCUAGGGCUUUCUUUAAUGUUCGUUUUUAGUGACACUUAAUGAAGAGGCGGAGGAAUCUCUGAAAUAGUUAAGUUCUGAAAUAUCAUCAAGUUUGGGUGUCUUUUGUUGCUGUUAAUAGCUUACAGUUGUUUCUUUAUGCCUAUCUAAUCAUUUUUAUUAAUUAUUUGGUCAAUCAAAAGGCUGAAUCUUCUUCUCUUUGGUGAUACUAUAGAUUAAAUCCAUGAAAGUAAAAGCAUCUUGCAAAAGGGAAAUUAGUCUCUUAGGCAAUGUUACAUCUCACUCUGGCAGAAAUACGCAAGCUCGCUAUAUGCAAACAAUAAACUGGGUUCAGGUAUCCCUUCUAUAGCCAAAAUGAGAACCUCCAAGCAAUGCAGUACCUCAAACUUUUCUAACUGACCAUUAGUUCAUCUCCAAGUUUGAUUCCUUCUCCUUAUUAGACAUCUCAUCAGAUUGUAAUUACGUCAGCAACAACUGGGAACUUCAUUGUUAGCUCUUUGACAAGAGUGAUUACAAUCAGCAGAAUAUUAACAUGGAAAGCAGUAGUAGCAUCAACCACUGCUCACCAAAAUGGCUGCUCAAAGCUUUUCUAUUUGGAGUACAAAGCGCAUCGUGUAUAUUGUCGAAUAGUGUAAACGUCUCAUUUAAAAAAAUUUAAAUAUCUGAGAGGGUUCAUUUUUUUUAUAUUUAUUUUAGGUCUUAAACACAUACUCUUAUGUGUUAGUUUCUAUAACUUAAGGCAUUAUGCUUCGUUCUAGGGCAAUUCUGAUUCCUGUUAUAAGUGCAAGAAGUUCAGUGUAUAUAUUCAUAGCAUGUGGAAUGUGCUGACUAAAUCCUGCAAUCCAGUUCCCCCUUGUGUCUCUGAUCACUCCCCCUAUUCCCCAUUUUCCUGGAUUCCCCAUUUUGAUUUGUACAAAUCAAGCUCCCCCCGGUUCUUUCUAGUGAUUCUAUCUCUUAUCAUAGGGAAGCGCAAGUAUUUACCAAGGUUUUGAGUAAAUUUCAUAGUCAUACAUUUGGAGAUCUGUCCCUUAAUUGCCAUUUUGGUAUUGUUCGAGAGGACAAUUUUGGACUAGUCAAAGUUUGUACUUUGUCCCGAUAGAGAGCAGAGUUUAGUAAGUUGUUACGCUUUUCUUUGGUUGCUUCAGCAAGUAAGAUCAGGUCAUCAGCAAAAGGAACCGGACUUAGAAUCUUAUAUCGGUUUCCAUUUCCUUUGGUUAACUUGUUCCAUUUCCAUUUCUCUUCUGUUAUUUUCUUGGAUGUACUGGUGUACUAAAAGUAGUACAUUAUUUAUUCAAUACAACCCUAAAUCAAAGGUAUAAUGAUAUUACUAAAUAGUAGUAUAUUGUUUGUUAAAUAUGCACGAUAUUACCAAAUUCUGAGGCAUACUUAUGCACUCAAUGUAAACCUAAUUUAAGAGAUCUGAAAAUUUGAAAGAAGAAAACGAACGAGAGGAAACUUGAUUGUUGGACAUCAAUUAUCAUUACAUCAGGUGAAAAUACUCUUUAACAUAAGUACAUAACCAAAGAAAAAAUCAUUACAUCAGGUGAAAUACUCUUUAACAUAACCAAAGAAAAAAAAAAGAACUUACAUUUCCAACGCUUACAUCAAUUUGAAUAAUCUCUUUCUUAUACUCUGUCUUCAGUGGCUGAGCUGCAGGAGUGAAGUGCACCAAACAGAUGAAAUUGAUUGCUAGAUUGUACUGUAAGUCUGUAAUUAAUGUUAGCCCUUCAAAGAUAAUGACUGCGCAACAUAACAUAUUCCUGGACUAACUUUAAAUAUCAUAUUAAAACACAUUAUGUACAACAAGAAGUCAAUCCAUGUAGAGGAAAGGAUUUGGCAACUUUAGUUGUUUGGUUAAAAAAAAUAAGGAUGAUGAAAUAAUACAAAAUAGCUGCAUUCGUUUUUGAGCUUUGGACUAACCGUUAAAAAAGUAAAAGCCAGGUUAGAUAAAUUAGCCUACGCACUCAAAUGUGUGUGAGCAACACAGCAGUUGCCGUGUAAGUGUUUCAUGUUUAAUAGCACACUUUAGUGGUAGUUCAAGUGUCUAAUAGGUCACAACCUCAAUUGAGGUAUCUAAAUGAAAAAUCUUGACAACUUUAGGGGGCUGUCAAUGGAACUGGCCUUGUUAAAACAAAAGGCAACAAAAUUUUAGUAGUAAUAUUAAGAGGACUUAAAUUGUGUGCAUAUUAACGGUAAGGGGUGUAUCUGGAGUCAAUUAAUGAAUUUUGCUCCCUCCAAAAUAUUAUAAAUUAAAACUGAUUCCGAAUCCCAAAAAAAAAAGAGUUUCAAUGUUGACAAACCCUAGCUUGCCCCGAGAACUCAUCGCUGAUAUCCUUGUAAGGCUUCCUGUGAAAUAUCUAUUGAAGUUUAAGUGUGUUUCAAAAGACUGGUUUGAUUUAAUAUCUAGUCCUGAGUUUGGAUUGCACCAGCCAUAGAUUGAUGCUGAAAUUAGAUAAAUUUGAUUCACUUAAGCUCAAAUGUCUUGAGCAGAAUCUUAAACAUUGCUCUGUUAGCUCUUUAUUUUAUGGGUCUGUUACUAAGACAUUUGACUUGGAUUAUCCCAUGAAAAACAUCCAUAAUAUUGUGGGUUCUGUCAAUGAUUUAAUUUGUCUUUGCAUCGGGAAUGAUGGCUUUGAUUCUGUGGAAUCCAUCGACUAGACAGUUCAAACAACUGCGUAUGAAAAGAUGUUAAGUUACAUGUACAUCUUUGGUUUUGGAUAUGAUAAGGUUCAUAAUGAUUAUAAGGUUGUGCAUGUUUCCUCUAGAUUCACUCAUGGCUAUGUGGAUAUAUAUAUAGUUUAAAGAGUGAUUCUUGGAGAACACUUGAUAACUUUCAAGGAGGGUUGUUGUUCGAUAGUUCAGCUAAGUUGGUGAGUGGGAAAUUUCACUGGGCAACUAUGGGUGGUGAUGGUUGGGGCAUUAUGUCUAUUGAUUUGGCUGAUGACAAUUAUUGGAAGAUGGAGCAACCCCUCUACGAAGAAGGAUAGUUUCAUUUGAAGCUUGGAGUGUUGGGAACUGAUUUAUCUGUGCUCCGUAAUUAUGAGCUAACUCACAGCUGAUGUGUGGGUUCUGAAGGAGUAUGGGGUUAAAGAAUCUCAGACGAAAUUGUAUACCAUCAACUAUCUUAAUGACCCUAAAUACUGCGUGCUUUCUCCACCCAUUUGCAUGUCAAAGAAAUGUGAAAUUUUGCAUGUGUUUGAGUCAACUUUAACGAUAUACAAUCCAGAGGAUGAAUCAAUCAGACAUCCAGUGGUUACUAACGUUUAUGACAGUCUUGAGGCAGAACUCUACAUUGAAAGCCUAGAUUGUCCAAUUCUACAAAAUGAAUCAACGACGCAACAUUGAAAGACUGCAACAACUCAGAUAACUGACCGUUGUGUAGCUAACAACUUGUUGAUGUGUUGUAUCAUGCACGUGUGCAGGGAAGCAAACUAACAACCUGAUGCUUUGGCAAACAACUCUACUACUACUACCACCACUAUAACUACUUCUACUUGUAUUAGAUGCAGUUGAUCUACUGCUACUACCAUUGUUAUGAAUAAAUGUCCGUACUUGCCCGUAACAGUGACCAGGAGGGGCUAGUAUAUUAUAAUACCCCUCAAAUUUUGUUGUUGAUCAGGUCACUAAGGACUCAAAUUUUGUUGUUGAUGCUACUUAAUGUAAUACUAUUUGUUUAAGCAGAGACGAGAAAAGAAAGGAAGAAAAGCUCAUAAAUUGAAGAACAGAAGAUUAAUCUUUC
Messenger RNA from Nicotiana tabacum (common tobacco), 5356 nucleotides. The record is from RefSeq and is a predicted model, not a curated record. NCBI's taxonomy places the organism in Eukaryota, Viridiplantae, Streptophyta, Magnoliopsida, Solanales, Solanaceae.